This is a messenger RNA of Solanum tuberosum (potato), 1666 nucleotides long. RefSeq names its product probable tRNA N6-adenosine threonylcarbamoyltransferase, mitochondrial. The record is from RefSeq and is a predicted model, not a curated record. The transcript has 13 exons. The coding region runs from base 36 to 1445 and encodes 469 amino acids. Gene Ontology annotation, cellular component: mitochondrion. Gene Ontology annotation, biological process: tRNA threonylcarbamoyladenosine modification. Lineage: Eukaryota; Viridiplantae; Streptophyta; Magnoliopsida; Solanales; Solanaceae.
UUUUUGCAGUAAAGCCCUCAUCCUACUCUGUGGAAAUGGUUUCCUUAUUACCCAAUUUGUCUUCACCAAUUUCUCGUCUAAGGCUGCUAUGGAGACCCUCAAUUCACCUCACAUUCAAAGCGACAAGCAAAUUGCAAUUGCAUAACAAAGCAGUAAAGCCUCAACUGUUCAAAUCUUUUUCAGCUUAUUGUUCUACUUCAGCUUCUAAUGUUCAAACCCAGAAUCAAAUACUGGGAGAAAAUGAAAAUUUGGUUGUCUUAGGCAUUGAAACGAGUUGUGAUGAUACUGCCGCCGCUGUGGUUAAUAGCAAUGGUGAAAUUCUCAGCCAAGUUAUCUCUUCGCAGGCAGAACUGCUUGCUAGAUAUGGAGGAGUUGCUCCUAAGAUGGCAGAGGAAGCACAUGCUCUGGUGAUUGAUCAGGUGGUACAAGAAGCACUAGAUAAAGCUAAUCUAACUGAGAAGGAUCUAACUGCAGUUGCUGUCACGAUUGGUCCUGGUUUAAGCCUUUGUUUGCGAAUUGGUGUGCGGAAAGCAAGAAGUGUUGCCGGUUCUCAUAAUUUACCUCUUGUUGGUGUCCAUCACAUGGAAGCUCACACUCUGGUUGCCAGGCUAGUAGACAGAGAACUGCAGUUUCCUUUUAUGGCCCUACUUGUCUCAGGAGGCCAUAAUCUUUUAAUCCUUGCACGUGAUCUUGGCGAUUACAUACAGCUUGGGACAACAAUUGAUGAUGCAAUUGGUGAGGCAUAUGACAAAACAGCAAAAUGGCUUGGUCUUGAUCUGAGGAAGAGCGGGGGCCCUGCUGUAGAGGAGCUAGCUCAAGAAGGAGAUGCCAAGUCUGUCAAAUUUAAAGUCCCUAUGAAACAACACAAGGAUUGCAACUUCUCAUAUGCUGGUCUGAAGACGCAAGUGAGGUUGGCAAUUGAAGCAAAAAGAAUCAAUGCUGAAAUCUCUCUUGCUUCAGCUUCUGAUGAAGAAAGACAGGCUCGGGCAGAUAUUGCUGCCUCCUUCCAGCGAGUUGCGGUAUUACAUUUGGAGGAAAAGUGUGAACGGGCAAUCGAGUGGGGUUUGAACAUAGAGCCUUCCAUAAAUCAUUUGGUAGUGUCUGGAGGUGUUGCAUCUAACAAGUAUGUCAGAGCUCGGCUUGAUGAGGUUGUGAAAAGGAAAGGGCUGAAACUUGUAUGCCCCCCUCCAAGCCUUUGUACUGACAAUGGUGUAAUGGUUGCGUGGACUGGCCUUGAGCAUUUCCGUCUGGGCAGAUUUGAUCCUCCACCUCCCGCAAAUGAACCAGAAGAUGCCGUGCUUGAUUUGCGCCCAAGGUGGCCUCUCGGUGAGGAAUAUGCUGAAGGAAAAAGUGAAGCUCGCUCAAUGAGAACAGCACGGAUGCAUCCAUCACUUACCUCUCUCAUUAAGGCAUCUAUCAAGCAAGAGUCACAGUCUGCAAUUUAAACAACUCAAAGACUUUUCUACAACGCACAUCCACAAACGUGUAGAUAUUUAUAUAAAGUGGUUUGCCUAGAAUCAUGAUUCGAAUAUGUAAAAUCAUAUUCGAAAAUUGGUGAGCUGAAAGCUUGAAAGAACCAUAAUUCAAGAGCAAUGAGCCUGUGGGGUAAAACUGUGUAUUUUGAUGUUGUAUCAUAUUUUAGUGCCUCCUGCAUUUGGUAGUUUUC